AUGGCGAAAAAGAAGACGAAAACGAUUGAAACAGAGCCUGUAAAUUAUUGGAAUAUACUUUAUUGGACAUUUAUAUUUGUUUUAGGUACGUUUUUAAGAAAAUUUUUCUGAGAUCGUGUCUUUACAACUGAAGUAUUACUGUAAAUUAUUUCAGCGGCUGGCAUAUCAAUUGGGCAUUCAAUUUACCUUUAUACUUUGUUUGAGAAUGAUCGAUUCUUUUCGCAUUUAUCGGAUUUGGAAAGGGAAAUGUCGUAUAGGACGGAGAUGGUAAGUUAAUUUAAUUUUUUUGUGUUCAAUGUUUAGAUAUCCCGAAUUCAUUUUACACAGGUCUUUUUCAAAGUUUAAAGAGUGUGUUCUUAAGGGACUCUACUUUUCCUACUACAAACGAAUUGUGAAUGCUCCAAGUUUUCUGGAUGGACUAAAGAGUAUAAUGUAUGAUGACAGAAUUGAAGCCGGCCAUACAAUAAAUGCCUUACAAAGGUUCAAUUUAUAUCCAGAAGUUUAUCUAGGAGGGUUUUAUCGUAUUUUCAAAGGACUCACGAAGACUUUUGGAUGGAAUAAUGAAGUUUGUUAUCAAAUUAAUCGAGGGAAACUACCUCCAGUAAACAGCUGCGAAGGGAUCGGAAAUCUGCAUUUUUUCUACACCUACUGUGUGUUUGGCCUAGCUGGGACAGUGCUUGGGUCCGUUUUUGUAUUGGGGACCAUUUUAAGGCAGGUUGAAACAUCUUUUUAUCAAAUUUUAUUUAGUAACACCUUUUUGGGAGGGAUAAUAUCCGCGGCGGCUUAUAUGUACAAUCAUGGUCAUGCUACCCGUGUACAAUGGACUCCACCUCUCCGAGAAUCAUUUGGAUUUCCUGUGUUCUUCUUUCAGCUGGCGCUACUCACCUUUCUCUUAAAGUAAGAAGCAUUUUCUUUUUAUUUGGAUCUUUAGAUCUAAAAACGAAGCAAAAUUGGGAUUAUUCCUCUUCGGAUUUGCUACACUCCACUUUAUCUUGUUCUGGCAGGUGGGUCAUAUCGCCUUUGAUUUAUUUAUCAUGAAUUUUAGUUCUCCGGAUUUGCUUUGUUCACACAGAUUACGUGUUUAUUUGUCACCUUCUCCUUGAAGUUGAUUGACCGAAAAUUGGUGUCGAAAUUAUGGAAUGUCUACAUCCUAGCCUUGUUUGUAUCGUAUAUUCUGCUAUUUGGCAACUCAUUAACUUUGAAUUCUCUAUUUUUCACGGGAUUAAUUGCAUUUAAAGUGAGUUUUUUGAAGUUUUUCAAUAAUGUAAUAUAAUUUUUUGGUGACUUUCGUAAAAUUUUUUGAGUGAUUUGCGAAAUUUCUGUUGAUUAUGGAUUUUUAUAGCUAAUCUCUCUGAUUGAUACCAAAAUCAAUCUUUCUGGGAUCUCUCGAGUAGUUGUAUAUACCUUAUUAUACUUGAUGUUUACUGGUGGUCUAAAGUUUGCAAUUGGGAAAUCCUUGGGCAUCCAAGAUGAUGAUCAUAUAUUUGAUAUUCUCAAGUCAAAGUUCACGGAUUUUGCGACGUUUCACACAAUGUUGUACACAUGUGCAGCCGAAUUUGAUUUCAUCCCAUUAGAAGUGAGUUUUGUAUUUUAGAAAUUAUUUUUUUUCACAUUUUAGACUCUUGUGGAGCUGAGUGAGACGUACUUGACAGUUCUUGCACUACUUGGACUUUUAUUGGUUGUUCUUUUCGUCUUCAAAAAUGUGCUCAUUAUGCAGAAAGAGGACAGUCAAGAUCAGGCUCAUGUAAGAUUUGAUAAUGAAUUGGAACAGUAAAUUUAUUACCAAUGUUAUGUAUAUGUCUAUAAAGCCAUGACAGAGAGGCUAAAAUCAUGAAAAAAGAAUUUAUUUUAAUCUUCAUUUUAGGUUGUGUUCAAUGCUGGUCAACUGGUACUAUUUAUGUUUAUGGCGUGGCUUCUAAUGCGUUUAAAAUUGUUCGCAGUACCUCAAUUAUGCGUUUUCACAUCAAUUCUCGUUAAUAGUAAUGUAAGUUUUUAAAAAAUUAUGGAAAUUUUGACUAUGGUCAUCAUGGAUAAUAUAAAUUUUAAAAAAAUUUUGAUGUUUGUUUGUGAUUUUUAGCACUGAUUUGUCUUUUUAGUUCUUCAACUCUACUCUCGGCUUUAAACUUCGAUGGAAAUCAGUCAUUUUUGUCCUUAUAAUUGCCCUGAUGACCUACAAAGGCAAGGAGAAUAUCGCGAAACAGUUGAGUGUGAAAGGAGAGUACAGCAACGAGGCUCAAGAGUAUUUAUUUAACUGGAUUGAAGAGAAUACUCAUCCCGGUAAGCGUGUUUUAUAUUAUAACUUAGUUAUUAGUAUACUUUAUAUUACUCUACUGACCUUAUUUUAGAUGACGUUUUCGCUGGCUCAAUGCCAACAAUGGCUAAUGUGGAGCUUUCUACCGGGCGCAAAGUGUUUAAUCAUCCACAUUAUGAGGAUGCAGGAUUGCGGUAGGGAUUUUAAAUUUGAUUUUUAUAUUAUUUUAGGCAUCGGGUUAAUAUUUUGCUCAUAAUUUUUCGAAUUUUAGCGAAAGAACUCUCCAAGUGUAUUUAUUCUACGGUAGAAAGAACCCAAAUGAGAUCCACAAAAACUGGAAGAAGCUGGGAAUCAAAUACUUUAUCUUCGAACCCUUCCUUUGCAGAGGUCACAAGCGACCCGAAUGCACUUAUUUAGGAAUUUUUGAUAGGGUUUUGAAAGAAGACCUUGGCAAACCAUCAAAUUGUGACCGAUUCCUACCUCUGGUCGAGUCAAACAGCGGAAUGGACGGCUUCAAACCGUUCACUUUGGUUUAUAACUCGCCUAACUAUGUUGUACUAGGCAUUUAA
Molecule: messenger RNA, 2820 nt
Organism: Bursaphelenchus xylophilus (pine wood nematode)
Lineage: Eukaryota; Metazoa; Nematoda; Chromadorea; Rhabditida; Aphelenchoididae
Source: the annotation of a GenBank genome assembly